Molecule: messenger RNA, 243 nt
Organism: Acanthoscelides obtectus
Lineage: Eukaryota; Metazoa; Arthropoda; Insecta; Coleoptera; Chrysomelidae
Source: the annotation of a GenBank genome assembly
AUGUACGCUGCGUACCCAGGAGGCGGGCCUCCUCCUCACUAUGCCCCGCCUCCGACUUUCUUGCAGCCCCACCCACCUCCUCCACCAUUACAACACCAUGUGCAGGUGCCGCCCAUUCCGAUGGUGCAAAGUCAAUCGCCCGUUGCUCACUAUUCCAAAAAGAGAAGCACUUUCGUGGGAAAUUUGACACUGCUCAUCUAUUUCGCGAGUAGAAGCAGUACGAUCAUAUUCUACGUACGCUAG